CUGCUGCGGGGCCUCACCGCGGACCUGAUACGGCACGAACGUAUCACUACCACCCUGGCGAAGGCCAAGGAAACCCGCGUGAUGGCCGAAAAGAUCAUUACCCACGGGAAAAAGGGAACCCUGCACAACCGGCGGACCGCCCUGAGCAGACUUCCUCAGAAGGAUGUCGUGGCCAAGGUGUUUGACGAACUCGGCCCCCGUUACGCUGAACGACCCGGCGGCUACACCCGCAUCAUCAAGCUGGGACCCCGCCAGGGCGACGGCGCGUCGAUGGCCGUUAUUGAACUCGUGUAG
Molecule: messenger RNA, 294 nt
Organism: Geodia barretti
Lineage: Eukaryota; Metazoa; Porifera; Demospongiae; Tetractinellida; Geodiidae
Source: the annotation of a GenBank genome assembly